This is a messenger RNA of Lemur catta (Ring-tailed lemur), 3603 nucleotides long. RefSeq names its product homeostatic iron regulator (gene HFE). Gene Ontology annotation, cellular component: external side of plasma membrane. Gene Ontology annotation, molecular function: transferrin receptor binding. The coding region runs from base 136 to 1182 and encodes 348 amino acids. Gene Ontology annotation, biological process: regulation of iron ion transport; antigen processing and presentation of endogenous peptide antigen via MHC class I via ER pathway, TAP-independent; antigen processing and presentation of endogenous peptide antigen via MHC class Ib. Lineage: Eukaryota; Metazoa; Chordata; Mammalia; Primates; Lemuridae. The record is from RefSeq and is a predicted model, not a curated record. The transcript has 6 exons.
CAAUCGCCAGGGAGUUUUAUUGCGCAUCCCCGGAGCCUCAGCAAUGGCUCCAGGGUAACUUCUUGAUCCCUCUCUGUUUCCCCGCCCCAGCAAGGAGGCGGGGACGCGCCGGGACUGGAGGUCCGAACCGGGAAAAUGGGCCCGCGAGCGAGGCCAGCGCUUCUCCUCCUGAUGUUCUUGCGGACCGCGGUCCCGCAGGGGCGACAGCUGCGUUCGCACUCUCUGCACUACCUCUUCAUGGGUGCCUCAGAGCUGGACUUUGGGCCUUCCCUGUUUGAGGCUUUGGGCUACGUGGAUGACCAGCUGUUCGUGUACUAUGAUCAUGAGAGUCGACGAGCAGAGCCCCGAGCCCCGUGGGUCUGGAAUAGAACCUCAAGCCAACUGUGGCUGCAGCUGAGUCAAAGCCUCAAAGGGUGGGAUCACAUGUUCACUGUUGACUUCUGGACUAUCAUGGACAACGAUAACCACAGCAAAGAGUCCCAUACCCUGCAGGUGAUCCUGGGCUGUGAGAUGCAAGAGGACAACAGCACCAGGGGCUUCUGGAAGUAUGGGUAUGAUGGGCAGGACCACCUCGAAUUCUGCCCUGAGAUGCUGAAUUGGAGAGCAGCAGAGCCCAGGGCUCAGGCCACCAAGCUGGAGUGGGAAGUGCACAAGAUUCGGGCCAAGCAGAACAGGGUGUACCUGGAGAGGGACUGCCUUGAGCAGCUGCGGCAGUUGCUGGAGCUGGGGAGAGGUGUUCUGGACCAGCAAGUGCCUCCUUUGGUGAAGGUGACUCAUCAUGUGACCUCUGCAGCGACCACUCUUCGGUGUCGGGCUUUGAACUUCUACCCCCAGAACAUCACCAUGAAGUGGCUAAGGGACAGGCAGCCACUGGAUGCCAAGGAGGUUGAGCCUGAGGACGUACUGCCUAAUGGGGAUGGGACCUACCAGGGCUGGGUAGCCUUGGCUGUGCCCCCUGGGGAAGAGCACAGAUACACUUGCCAGGUGGAGCACCCAGGCCUGGACCAGCCCCUCAUUGCCACCUGGGAGCCCUUGCCAUCUGACACCUUGGUCAUUGGAGUCAUCAGUGGGAUUGCUGUUUGUGUCAUUAUUUUGUUUAUUGGAGCUUUGUUCAGAAUCUUAAGGAAGAGGCAGGCUUCAAGAGAAGCCAUGGAGGACUAUGUCCUAGCUGAAUGUGAUUGAUGUGCAGCCUGAAGACUCAUUGUGGGGAGGAGAAAAAACUAGAGACUCAAAGAGGGCCACACUUGUGGAGCUCUUCAUGUUCAGGACAGAGUUGGACCUAACAGAGAGAAACUGCAUGAAGAACUCUCUGCUUUUAGCCUUCCCCUUCAUUUUCUCAAAAAGAUUUCCUCAUUUAGGUUUUUGAGUUCCUGCAUGCCAGUGACCCCAGCUGUGACCUCUGCCCCAGAGCUGUCUCUCAUGCAUCUCAAACUGCGUAUAGAGGCUUCCUUCAUUUCCUCUGUCACCUCUGACCCAUACGCCUAUCUCAUCUCCUACCUCUGGAAGAGGGCUGCUUAAAUCUUGAGGACUCACAAUUCAUUUUAACAUAUGAAAAACAUAUGAGAAACAUAUGAGAAACACUAUGAACCUUCUUCCCCCUGGGACAUGCACAAUCAUAUCCCUACCAGAAUUUUGCACACAUAUCCAGGCAUUUCCUGGACUCGUUCAACUUUCCUUUGAAUCCUUUCUUUCUGUUAUCCGGUAACUCAUCUGUCACCAAGCCUUGGGGACUCUUCCAUCAAAGUGUGAUCUGGGUCAUGGUGCAGAUGUGAAGUCUGUGGACUGCACGACCUUUCCUAGAAAAGGCAUCAUGCAUGUUUGUGUCUAUUAUGAUGGGUGUUUUAGCAGGUGGGAGGAAAGUGUCUUGAAGGGCCUUGGGGAGGGGUGUCUUUUGCUAAUUUGCACGGAGAUGUCAUAUAGGCUUUCAAAGAUUAAUGAUGCCUACAUUUGCAAUGCUGCUCUAGUAUGCCAGACUGGAAGCACCAUGAUAAUUUUCCAACUGGUCUCUGCUGACCCUCUCUUCUUGUUCCAAUAAUGAAAAUCAUGAUAAAGAUGGUGGUAAUAAUGAUAAUGUGGCUAAUACUUAUUAAAAAUAAAAGCACUCAGUUGGUGCCAGAUUCUGUUUGAAGCACCUACUUACAUGCCUUACUACAUGGUAGGUACUAUUAUCUCCAUUUUUUUCUUUUUUCUUUGAUGGAGAAAGUGAAGUACAGAGCAUCUCAUAACUUGCGGGGGAUAGAGACAGGUUUCAAACUCAGUCAUUCUUGCUGUUUGAUCCAUCUCACACCCCAUUGCAUUUUGGUGGUUUAGAUGCACGGAGUAAAUGGAGAGGGACGGAGAUGGCUAUGGAGAUGGCUCUUCUCUUGUCUCAUUGUGCUUCUCAGUGAGCUCGAAACAAAUGAAGGGAAACAGCAGAAAAUGAGCUACUGAUCCUCAGAUGCCAUGUUUUCUUUCGAAGUCCCUGUGGGAAGGACCUGGAAUGUGGCUCCUUUUCUCCUCUCUUGCUCUCUCUGGCAUCUAUAUCUUCGGCCCCCACACAAGGACAGUGAUUGGUGGGGACACUUAGUGGCUGUACUGAGCUUUAGACACAGUGUCCUCACUCAGUGCUUCCUGAGUGGUAUUUCCCUCAAUGAACUGGAGCAACCUGUCUCAUUUUGAGAUGGUUAAAACAGAAGCCACCAAAUGGCUUGAAGGAUGCCCAGGCAUCAUCUUGCUGGGAUCACUGGGAUUCUGGUUCUAAUCUCCAAUUGUGCACAUUCAAAAAAAUUCAUCUAACCCAGCUACUCAGGAAUUACUGGAUACUGGGAAAGAGAUUAAUCUGACCGUGUUCAAAAGUCACAUACAUAUAUCUCCAGAGGGCACGCAUUUACUUUAUGCUACUACAUAUAUUUGGCUGCAGAGCUGUGGUAUAAGCACUCUGUCUUGGAGGGCAGAUGCCCCUCAGGAGACCAAGUACAGCUCAGAAAUUUGUUUUGUAGAUACUGAAUUUGGGUGAAGAGAUUUCAACAUUUUUUUUAAUUAGCCAGUGAUCAGCUUUAUUAACAACUUGUAUAUUACCUGUUAGUAUUAUUGCCGCAUUAAAAUAUAUAAAAUUAACAAAUACAUAUAUUUUAAUAAAUGUAUAAUUUUGUUGUGUGCUGCAUGAUUUUACUGAUGUUCUCAUCUAUCUUAUGUGUAUACUUUAAUCUGUCAUUUUGAGAAUAUUUGUAUUGCUUCUAAUAUUCUUACAUUUUGUUUUAUGGAAUAUUUUCAUUGAAAUGUGGUAGCUGAAUUAAUUGUUUUUCUUCACUGUAGGGACCUUAUCGUCUAAGUUAUAAGAAAUUGGCUAUUUUAACUCCAAACCGUGCUGGAAACACACUAACAAGUUCUUCCUCUCUAAAUAUCAUCCUAUAUUCAAAGUGGACUUCCCAAAGGCUUCACUUGCUCUUCUACCUCAUGAAGGAUAUGUUAACAAUUAAUUAGGUAACAGUUUGUUUUAUAUUGGUUUUAUUUCACAUGGGCUGAAAUUUCAAGAAACACCCUGGUCUUCACAGUAAUAUAUUUACUAAGCACCGGCAACUGUGGCCUGUUAAUUUUAUUGUUAAAUAAAAUUAUAAAUCAUCA